CUCACGGCAAUGAGUGCGUCAUUCACACGCACACACACACUUAGACACGCACAUACACGCACACACGCAUAUAGAUUGGUUUCCUUUUCGGUCUUCGAUUCCAUCGAGUGCAUGUCACCUUCUCAUCACUCGGGUGACUCACUCAAGUAAGCCACAAAUGCGAUCUUGAGUGUGUCACCAUAGAUCACUUGGGGGUGCUGGCCAGAGAUUCGAGCCAGCGACCAUGACAGUCCAUGCAGUAAGGGGCUACCACUCCUUAAAAGACACCCGUCUUGGAGGGGCGGGCAUCAGGAGGGUGGAUACGGCCUCGUGCUCCCAAUCGUCACGCUCGCCCCUGACAGACAGGCAGAUGCACCAAAGCAGCAAGGAGAUACUCCCUGUCAUCGGCUACUGACUUGUACAGCAGUUGUGGCGUCGCAUCUGUCGUGUUGAGGGUCGCUACUUCUUCGAGCAUCCCUCUUCGAGGUGGCCUGUGGUGGUCUUGUCUGUCUUCGACCAACGUACCCAUCUCUGCACACAGACAGACAGACAGGCACCCAGAGAGAGGUGACAGCUCAUCCGACGACCUUCUGGCUGCUCCUGGCUGCCUGUGUGGCCGUCCGUUCUGUGAGCCUCUCUGCUGCUGACUUGUGUGCCCUCUGGUUGAUACCUAGUUGACUGACCUGGAGGACCUCCACCCGCUGAGGGGUGACGCCACAGGGGCUCACAGGUCACAGAGGCUACGGACGCUUGCUGCUGCUGCUAAAGUCUGCUGGCCGGCGGCUCGGUAUUCCUGACCCACUGAUGGCAGUUAAGAAGGUCGUCACUCGGGCCGUCCUUGCCAAUCCCCAGCCCAGAUCUUGUCCACACGUGAAUCUGCGUCGAUGAAGAGAAUCCCGUCGGCAUUUUUGAUCUGCCUCACGCCACCACUCAGGCUGCCUGCUGUGCCCUCUACGCCUUCUGCUGUGCAUCCAUCGCCGGAGUCCACAUCUACCGCCGGCGCAAUGUACAUCGGGGGAGCGCCGACGUCGUGGUGAAUGGAUGCAGUCGCGGGAGAUCUCCGUUGCCGCUUGUUCCACGAUGAAUGUGCUCUCAAGGCAGAUCAAGCCUCCAAGGCUUCAAAC
Vitrella brassicaformis is the source of this 1103-nucleotide messenger RNA. NCBI's taxonomy places the organism in Eukaryota, Vitrellaceae. The record is from the annotation of a GenBank genome assembly.